Molecule: messenger RNA, 324 nt
Organism: Didymodactylos carnosus
Lineage: Eukaryota; Metazoa; Rotifera; Eurotatoria; Philodinida; Philodinidae
Source: the annotation of a GenBank genome assembly
AUGGAUUCGUUGUAUCCCAACGGUCAGUGGACAUUUCAACAGGAUUCAGCCACUGCCCACAAGACGAAAACGACGCAAGCAUGGUUACGAUUGAAUUGUCCAGAUUUUAUCUCUUCUGAAGAAUGGCCGCCGUCGUCGCCGGAUUUGAAUCCGUUGGACUUCUGCAUAAGGGGAACUUUGGAAUCGGUUGUUAAUGCGAAGCCACAUCGCAGCAUUGAGUCUUUAAAGCGAAAAUUCAUUCAAGAACGGGAUCGUUUAGAUAUGGAUUUGGUGCGUGCUGCUCUACAAUGUCGCAUAUUCAAAACGUUUGAAGUUUUGCCAUAA